CACACUAUUUAAUUCCAAAGGUCCCUGCUGACACACUGUUUAAAAGACAGAGUCCUUCAUUGACCACAUGCAUUAUUUUCAACCUCUUACCUUCACACUUUCAAAUCUGACAAGUCUUACUGCAACCAUGAAAUACUUGGCUCUGGCUUUGCUGCUAUGUUCUCUGCCUUCACUGUCAGAUGCUGCCUGCUACAGAAAGGCUGUGAAAUUGGAGUUAGGCAAGCCCCAGACCCACUGUCAGGAUGAUGUUGAUAAAACAUGGCAUCCUGUAGGAUCUACAUGGAGAAACAGUGAAUGUAUGGACUGUGAUUGCACCGAAUGUUGCUCUGCGUAUUCUACCCCCAGGCAGUUCCCUGACGACUGUGUGUCAGUGUUUGACUCAGUAGCAUGUGCAUACAUAGUGCACAAGAAGGAUGACCCCUCCGUGCAAUGUCCAAUUUAUGCUGCAGUUGGGAAAUAAUGGAGUCUGAUUGUAUUUUCUUUUGAGAGAAGCAGAUGAGUUCCCUUACUGGAUUCUCAGAGCAAUGAACAUUUUUGUUUAAAUGCAUGACCAAGAGCUGCUGAAAUGUAUUGUAUGGACAUGAAAGUAGAAAAACUCAAACCAUUGCAAA
Messenger RNA from Scomber japonicus (chub mackerel), 611 nucleotides. RefSeq names its product beta-microseminoprotein A1 (gene msmbl). NCBI's taxonomy places the organism in Eukaryota, Metazoa, Chordata, Actinopteri, Scombriformes, Scombridae. The record is from RefSeq and is a predicted model, not a curated record. The coding region runs from base 68 to 460 and encodes 130 amino acids. The transcript is spliced from 4 exons.